AUGGCACAGGCACUGCUGGUACCCCCGGGGCCUGAAAGCUUCCGCCUUUUUACUAGAGAAUCUCUUGCUGCUAUCGAAAAACGUGCUGCAGAAGAGAAAGCCAAAAAGCCCAAGAGAGAACAAGACAAUGAUGACGAGAACAAACCAAAGCCAAAUAGUGACUUGGAAGCUGGGAAGAACCUUCCAUUUAUUUAUGGAGACAUUCCUCCAGAGAUGGUGUCAGAGCCCUUGGAGGACCUGGACCCAUACUAUAUCAAUAAGAAAACUUUUAUAGUAUUGAAUAAAGGGAAGGCAAUUUUCCGAUUCAGUGCCACCUCUGCCUUGUAUAUUUUAACUCCACUAAAUCCUGUUAGGAAAAUUGCUAUUAAGAUUUUGGUACAUUCUUUAUUCAGCAUGCUUAUCAUGUGCACUAUUUUGACCAACUGCGUAUUUAUGACCUUGAGUAACCCUCCAGACUGGACGAAGAAUGUAGAGUACACAUUCACUGGAAUCUACACCUUUGAGUCACUUAUAAAAAUCUUGGCAAGAGGGUUUUGCUUAGAAGAUUUUACAUUCCUUCGUGAUCCAUGGAACUGGUUGGAUUUCAGUGUCAUUGUGAUGGCAUACGUGACAGAGUUUGUCGACCUGGGCAAUGUCUCAGCGCUGAGAACAUUCAGAGUUCUCCGAGCACUGAAAACAAUUUCAGUCAUUCCAGGUUUAAAGACCAUUGUAGGGGCCCUAAUCCAGUCCGUGAAGAAGCUUUCUGAUGUCAUGAUCUUGACUGUGUUCUGUCUGAGCGUGUUUGCUCUAAUUGGUCUGCAGCUGUUCAUGGGCAACCUGCGGAAUAAAUGCUUGCAAUGGCCCCCAAGCGAUUCUGCUUUUGAAACCAACACCACAUCCUACUUUAAUGGCACAAUGGAUUCAAAUGGGAUAUUUGUUAAUAUAACAAUGAGUACAUUUAACUGGAAGGAUUAUAUUGAAGAUGACAGUCACUUUUAUGUUUUGGAUGGACAAAAGGACCCUCUACUCUGUGGAAAUGGCUCAGAUGCAGGCCAGUGUCCAGAAGGAUACAUCUGUGUGAAGGCUGGUCGAAACCCCAACUAUGGAUACACAAGCUUUGAUACCUUUAGUUGGGCUUUCUUGUCUCUAUUUCGGCUCAUGACUCAAGACUACUGGGAGAACCUUUACCAGUUGACAUUACGUGCUGCUGGAAAAACAUACAUGAUAUUUUUUGUCCUGGUGAUUUUCUUGGGAUCUUUCUAUUUGGUGAAUUUGAUCCUGGCUGUGGUGGCCAUGGCCUAUGAGGAACAGAAUCAGGCCACCUUGGAAGAGGCAGAACAGAAAGAGGCUGAAUUUCAGCAAAUGCUGGAACAGCUUAAAAAGCAACAGGAAGAAGCUCAGGUACUGAUUGCUGCAGCAUCAGCUGCUUCAAGAGAUUUCAGUGGAAUAGGUGGGUUAGGAGAGCUCCUGGAAAGUUCUUCAGAGGCAUCAAAGUUAAGUUCUAAAAGUGCUAAGGAGUGGAGGAACCGGAGGAAGAAAAGAAGACAAAGGGAGCAUCUUGAAGGAAACAACAAAGGAGAGGGAGACAGGUUUCCCAAAUCUGAAUCUGAGGACAGUGUCAAAAGGAGAAGCUUCCUUUUCUCCAUGGAUGGAAACAGACUGACUAGUGACAAGAAAUUCUACUCCCCUCAUCAGUCUCUGUUAAGUAUCCGUGGCUCCUUGUUUUCCCCACGACGCAACAGCAAAACAAGCAUUUUCAGCUUCAGAGGUCGCGCAAAGGACGUCGGUUCUGAAAAUGACUUUGCUGAUGAUGAGCACAGUACAUUUGAAGACAGCGAGAGCAGGAGAGACUCACUGUUUGUGCCGCACAGACACGGAGAGCGACGCAACAGUAACGUUAGUCAGGCCAGUAUGUCAUCCAGGAUGGUGCCAGGGCUUCCAGCAAAUGGGAAGAUGCACAGCACUGUGGAUUGCAAUGGUGUGGUUUCCUUGGUGGGUGGACCGUCAGCUCUAACCUCACCUACUGGACAACUUCUGCCAGAGGGCACCACCACUGAAACGGAAGUCAGAAAGAGAAGGCUAAGUUCUUACCAGAUUUCAAUGGAGAUGCUGGAGGAUUCCUCUGGAAGGCAAAGAGCCAUGAGCAUAGCUAGCAUCCUGACCAACACAAUGGAGGAACUUGAAGAAUCUAGACAGAAAUGUCCACCAUGCUGGUACAGAUUUGCCAAUGUGUUUUUGAUCUGGGACUGCUGUGAUGCAUGGUUAAAAGUAAAGCGUCUUGUGAAUUUAAUUGUUAUGGAUCCAUUUGUUGAUCUUGCCAUCACUAUUUGCAUUGUCUUAAAUACCCUCUUUAUGGCCAUGGAGCACUACCCAAUGACUGGUCAAUUCAGUAGUGUAUUGACUGUAGGAAACUUGGUUUUCACUGGGAUCUUCACAGCAGAAAUGGUUCUCAAGAUCAUUGCCAUGGAUCCAUAUUAUUAUUUCCAAGAAGGCUGGAAUAUAUUUGAUGGGAUUAUUGUCAGCCUUAGUUUGAUGGAGCUUGGCCUGGCAAAUGUGGAGGGAUUGUCUGUACUGAGAUCAUUCAGACUGCUUCGAGUUUUCAAGCUGGCAAAAUCCUGGCCCACACUGAAUAUGCUGAUAAAGAUCAUUGGCAAUUCUGUGGGGGCUUUAGGUAACCUCACCUUGGUGUUGGCCAUCAUCGUCUUCAUUUUUGCUGUGGUCGGCAUGCAGCUAUUUGGUAAGAGCUACAAAGAAUGUGUCUGCAAGAUCUCCAGUGAUUGUGAGCUCCCACGCUGGCACAUGCAUGACUUCUUCCACUCCUUCCUGAUUGUGUUCCGCGUGCUGUGUGGAGAGUGGAUAGAGACCAUGUGGGACUGUAUGGAGGUCGCUGGCCAAACCAUGUGCCUUAUUGUUUUCAUGUUGGUCAUGGUCAUUGGAAACCUUGUGGUUCUGAACCUCUUUCUGGCCUUAUUGUUGAGCUCAUUUAGCUCAGACAAUCUUGCUGCUACCGAUGAUGAUAAUGAAAUGAACAAUCUCCAGAUUGCAGUAGGAAGGAUGCAAAAGGGAAUUGAUUAUGUGAAAAAUAAGAUACGGGAGUGUUUCAGAAAAACAUUUUUUAGAAAGUCAAAAGUUAUAGAGAUCCAUGAAGGCAACAAAAUAGACAGCUGCAUAUCCAAUAAUACUGGAAUAGAAAUAAGCAAAGAACUUAAUUAUCUUAAAGAUGGGAAUGGAACCACCAGUGGUGUAGGUACCGGAAGCAGUGUUGAAAAAUAUGUAAUCGAUGAAAAUGAUUAUAUGUCAUUCAUAAACAACCCCAGCCUCACUGUAACAGUGCCAAUUGCUGUUGGAGAGUCUGACUUUGAAAACUUAAAUACUGAGGAGUUUAGCAGUGAGUCAGAACUAGAAGAAAGCAAAGAGAAAUUAAAUGCAACCAGCUCAUCUGAAGGAAGCACAGUUGAUGUUGCUCCACCCCGAGAAGGUGAACAAGCUGAAACUGAACCUGAGGAAGACCUUAAACCGGAAGCUUGCUUUACUGAAGGAUGUAUUAAAAAGUUUCCAUUCUGUCAAGUAAGUAUAGAAGAGGGCAAAGGAAAGGUCUGGUGGAAUCUUCGGAAAACCUGCUACAGCAUUGUUGAACACAACUGGUUUGAGACUUUCAUUGUCUUCAUGAUUCUUCUCAGCAGCGGUGCUUUGGCUUUUGAAGAUAUAUACAUUGAACAGCGAAAGACUAUCAAAACCAUACUAGAAUAUGCUGACAAGGUCUUCACUUACAUAUUCAUUCUGGAAAUGCUCCUCAAAUGGGUAGCUUAUGGAUUUCAAACAUAUUUCACCAAUGCCUGGUGCUGGCUAGAUUUCUUGAUUGUUGAUGUUUCUUUGGUUAGCUUGGUAGCCAAUGCUCUCGGCUACUCAGAACUUGGUGCCAUUAAAUCCCUACGGACAUUAAGAGCUUUAAGACCUCUAAGAGCUUUAUCCCGGUUUGAAGGCAUGAGGGUUGUUGUGAAUGCUCUUGUUGGAGCAAUUCCCUCUAUCAUGAAUGUACUCUUGGUGUGUCUCAUCUUCUGGCUGAUCUUUAGCAUCAUGGGUGUGAAUUUGUUUGCUGGCAAGUUCUACCACUGUGUUAACACGACAACGGGUAACAUGUUUGAAGUUAGUGAAGUCAACAAUCUGAGCGACUGUCAGGCUCUUGGCAAGCAAGCUCGAUGGAAAAACGUCAAAGUAAACUUUGAUAAUGUUGGCGCUGGCUAUCUUGCAUUGCUUCAAGUGGCCACAUUUAAAGGCUGGAUGGAUAUUAUGUAUGCAGCUGUUGAUUCACGAGAUGUAAAACUUCAGCCUGUAUAUGAAGAAAAUCUAUAUAUGUAUUUAUACUUCGUCAUCUUUAUCAUCUUUGGGUCAUUCUUCACUCUGAAUCUAUUCAUUGGUGUAAUCAUAGAUAACUUCAACCAACAGAAAAAGAAGUUUGGAGGUCAAGACAUCUUUAUGACAGAGGAACAGAAAAAAUACUAUAAUGCAAUGAAGAAGCUUGGAUCCAAGAAACCUCAGAAGCCCAUACCUCGACCAGCAAACAAAUUCCAAGGAAUGGUCUUUGAUUUUGUAACCAGACAAGUCUUUGAUAUCAGCAUCAUGAUCCUCAUCUGCCUCAACAUGGUCACCAUGAUGGUGGAAACUGAUGACCAGAGCAAAUAUAUGACUCUAGUUUUGUCCCGGAUCAACCUUGUGUUCAUUAUCCUGUUCACUGGAGAAUUUGUGCUAAAGCUCAUUUCUCUCAGAUACUACUACUUCACCAUCGGCUGGAACAUAUUUGAUUUUGUGGUGGUGAUUCUCUCCAUUGUAGGUAUGUUUCUGGCUGAGCUGAUAGAAAAAUACUUUGUGUCCCCUACCCUGUUCCGAGUGAUCCGGCUCGCCAGGAUUGGUCGAAUCUUGCGUCUGAUCAAAGGGGCCAAGGGAAUCCGCACGCUGCUCUUUGCUCUGAUGAUGUCCCUUCCUGCCUUGUUUAACAUCGGCCUCCUGCUCUUCCUGGUCAUGUUCAUCUACGCCAUCUUUGGAAUGUCCAACUUUGCCUAUGUUAAAAAGGAAGCUGGAAUUGAUGACAUGUUCAACUUUGAGACCUUCGGCAACAGCAUGAUCUGCCUGUUCCAAAUUACCACCUCUGCUGGCUGGGACGGAUUGCUAGCACCUAUUCUCAACAGUGCACCGCCUGACUGUGAUCCUGAUACAAUUCACCCUGGAAGUUCAGUUAAGGGAGACUGUGGGAACCCAUCUGUCGGGAUUUUCUUUUUUGUCAGUUACAUCAUCAUAUCAUUUCUGGUUGUGGUGAACAUGUACAUCGCUGUCAUCCUGGAGAACUUCAGUGUUGCUACUGAAGAAAGUGCCGAGCCCCUGAGUGAGGAUGACUUUGAGAUGUUCUACGAGGUUUGGGAAAAGUUUGAUCCCGACGCCACCCAGUUUAUAGAGUUCUCCAAGCUCUCUGAUUUUGCAGCUGCCCUGGAUCCUCCUCUUCUCAUAGCAAAACCAAACAAAGUCCAGCUCAUCGCCAUGGACCUGCCCAUGGUCAGUGGGGACCGGAUCCACUGCCUCGACAUUUUAUUUGCCUUUACAAAGCGUGUUUUGGGUGAGAGUGGAGAGAUGGAUGCCCUUCGAAUACAGAUGGAAGACCGGUUCAUGGCAUCGAACCCCUCCAAAGUUUCCUAUGAACCCAUCACAACCACUUUAAAACGCAAACAAGAAGAGGUGUCUGCUGCUAUCAUUCAGCGUAAUUUCAGAUGUUAUCUUUUAAGACAAAGGUUAAAAAAGGUAUCAAGUGAAUAUAACAAAGAGGCAAUUAAAGGAAGGAUUGACUUACCUAUCAAAGAAGACAUGAUUAUUGACAAAUUAAAUGGAAACUCCACCCCAGAGAAAACAGAUGGAAGUUCCUCUACCACAUCUCCUCCUUCCUAUGAUAGUGUAACAAAGCCAGACAAAGAAAAGUUUGAGAAAGACAAACCGGAAAAAGAAAGCAAAGGGAAAGAGGUCAGGGAAAAUCAAAAGUAAAAAAGAAACAAAGAAUUAUCUUUGUGAUCAAUUGUU
This is a messenger RNA of Callorhinus ursinus (northern fur seal), 6042 nucleotides long. The record is from RefSeq and is a predicted model, not a curated record. NCBI's taxonomy places the organism in Eukaryota, Metazoa, Chordata, Mammalia, Carnivora, Otariidae.